Molecule: messenger RNA, 2359 nt
Organism: Blastomyces gilchristii SLH14081
Lineage: Eukaryota; Fungi; Ascomycota; Eurotiomycetes; Onygenales; Ajellomycetaceae
Product: pyridoxine kinase
Exons: 6
Coding region: 589-1914 (441 amino acids)
Biological process (GO): pyridoxal 5'-phosphate salvage
Cellular component (GO): cytosol
Molecular function (GO): pyridoxal kinase activity
Source: RefSeq, a predicted model, not a curated record
AAUGGCAAGAGCAUGUAUAUUGUGUAGGUCUUUAUGGAGUUGAGAGUUCAAAUGUAGCAGGUGUAGCUCCAAAUUGUGCUAUUCAGCCUCUGAUGGCAAAUGAUAGGGGUCUUGCUAAUAUCAUCCUGUGCUGGGCGAGCAUCGUGGCUCGGUAGUAGAAUUUGUAGAUUGGUGGAUGAAAGUUCCGGAGGUAUAGUAAUACGAAAAGUCAGAAACGAACCUAUAGUGGGGUGCUGCCAUAUCUGUAAUGGUGGAAUAUCAGAGGCAGUUACAUCGUGGAUAUGCCUAGGAAUGAAUGACUUUUAGAAGAGUAGUGAGAAUAGAGUGAAGGGUAUAUAAGCUUGUCCCGCAUAUGCAAACCACAACUCGGCAACCGUUUUCCCUGGUUACACCCGGACAGCGCCGAUAUCAAAUCCCAACUUACACAAAAAAAUUUCAGAUAUAUGUAAACCUUUUAAAGCAACACAUUUUACUUUGUGUAUAUUAUCUAUCUAUCUACCCAUCUAUCUAUCUAUCUAUCUAUUCCUCUUCUAUCACUUGUACGUAUCGUCUCCUUCAGGCUGGUUUCAUAGGCCACGGCAUUUUCAGAUGUCGACCGAUUCGCUGGUACCCGAAACUCGGGUGUUGGCCAUAGCAAGCCAUGUUACGUAUGGAUACGUCGGCAAUACGAUGGCAACGUUCGUCAUGCAGUCCUUAGGAUGCGAUGUCGCAGCGAUAAAUACCGUCAAUUUUAGUAAUCAUACCGGCUACACACAUGUGAAAGGCACGAAAUCUACUGCACAAGAGAUCUCGGCUCUCUACGAAGGCCUGAAGCUAAACUACCUGACCGAUUUCGAUGUCCUGCUGUCUGGAUAUGCACCUAGCGCAGCAGCUGUAGAGGCUGUUGGCGAAAUAGCCCUUGAUUUACGGCGGGGAUCCCGUGACAAACCCGGAUCAUUCUUUUGGGUUCUCGACCCGGUAAUGGGUGACCAAGGGCAGAUCUACGUGAAUGAGGAUGUGGUGCCCGCGUAUAAGAAACUCAUUCCUCAUGCUGAUUUAAUAUUGCCAAACCAAUUCGAGGCAGAACUCCUCUCCGGUAUAAAAAUAACAUCGCUCUCCACCCUCGCGGACGCCAUCACCACCCUACAUCGUACAUACAACGUCCCACACAUCAUCGUAACCUCCGUUCACUUCCCACCAAGCUCCUCAUCUGAUUCUUCAGCAAUAUCCUGCCCUACAAAAGCAGAAAGCGGCACCAUCAACCAAGACUCCCCCCGACAGGACACACUAACCAUAAUCGGCUCCACCGCACGCUCCGAUGGGAGCCCGCGCCUCUUCAAAAUCGAAGUCCCCCGUCUAGACUGCUUCUUCUGCGGCACGGGAGACAUGUUUGCCGCAAUGAGUGUCGCACGGCUACGCGAGGCCGUAUUUGUAGCUGACGCGGACGCUGAGGCUGAUGCGAAAGCUGGCGGUAGCACAAACCCCGCGAGUAGAACCACCACUGCUUCUACCAGUAGUAGUAAUCUGGAACAACCAGUAGCACCGCCCCAGCUCCGAUCCGCAUCCUCUCCCCCAUCCUUCCCCCUCCUCCGCAACACGCCAUCCUGGCAAUCUCCCGACUUCGUCCCCGCCAACCAACUGCCCCUCGCCCAGUCCACCGUCAAGGUCCUCGCAAGCAUGCACUGCAUUCUCGAGAAGACCAUGGAGGCGAGGAGUGCCGAGUUGGCACGUUACCCGUCCGACGACGACGAGGUGACUCGUUUGCAAGAUGCAGUUGAGUUUGCGGGGCUGUCGGAAGCGGAGCGGCGGGAGGCACGGGAGAAAAGGGCGUAUCUUCGUCAGACCAAGGCGGCGGAGAUACAACUUGUGAGAAAUGCGGAGUUGCUGAAGAAGCCUAGGGGAGUAGAGUUUGUGGCGGAGGAAUGGAAGGUGUGAUGUUAGCAACCGGGUUGGGGAGGGUGGUUGGAUAAGGAUGUAUAUAUAUAGAUUCCGUGGGAGGUUUGGUUUAUUUCGCUAUAUUUUUGGAUUUACUCGUUUCUGGUGAGCUAGAUGUGCACCAGGGUAGGCGGCGGUGUGGAUUGAGAGUGAUAGUUGCAUGGAUAUAUGCCCUCGUUUUUGGAUUUUAAGCUAUAUCAUAGACUCGGGUUGAAUAUAUCUAUUUUUAUUUAGAAAAAUAUCAAGAGAAAAGAAAUUACUCCUCACCCAUGAAUAUUUGGCUUGCAACUAACUGGCUUAAAUAGGCUGGUUUGACUCAUCCUUACCAUCAAAUAAAAGUUCAACAAUAUUUGGUUUCCUGUAUGGGAACGUCAGAUAUCCAAGCCCACGAACAUUCACAUUCAGUCAUCCUUCCAUUCAUUCGUUUCAUCUUCCGAAAGUAAAC